Molecule: messenger RNA, 2341 nt
Organism: Andrographis paniculata
Lineage: Eukaryota; Viridiplantae; Streptophyta; Magnoliopsida; Lamiales; Acanthaceae
Exons: 14
Coding region: 1035-2009 (324 amino acids)
Biological process (GO): DNA replication, Okazaki fragment processing
Molecular function (GO): DNA binding; 5'-flap endonuclease activity
Source: RefSeq, a predicted model, not a curated record
ACAUCUGCACAAAAUGCACAAAGUCCAGUUUUUGAUUCUGAUAUCUGUGAAAAUAAACCAGCUUCGACUAGUCUACCAAAUGGCAGAGUAAUGCUUAUUGAUGGUACUUCUAUCAUAUACAGAGCAUAUUACAGGCUUAUUGGUAUGUAUAAAUAUAGAUUAAUCUUUUUGAAUCUGUUCGUUCUGUUUACUUGCUUGUGAAUGUUAUCCUGUGGUGUUCCAUUUUGCAUCCUUCAUUUAUCAUUAAUCACAGAGAAUGGAUACUUAAUGAAUAUAAUGUAGAGUAGAGAAAUGGAUGGAAAGAACGAGGACAACAAAUCAUUAACAUUACAAAGAUGUGAUGCUAAUAUAAAACAAAUCAUUAACAUUACAAAGAUGUGAUGCAAAUCUAGUUUAUAUUAGCCUCAGAGUAAAUUGUGGCUCAUUUAUGAUACCUAAGUGAACAAGUCCUUCAUCAGAGCAAUAAUGUGCAACUCGGUGUACGUAAAAUUUUACUUGUGCAGGUUCAUGUCAUAACUGGAUUUAUUUAUUCUCUAAUAUGUUAAAUUGCCGUAGCUUCUCUUUAAUAAUUUUUGAAAUUUGUAUGCAGCGUGUCUUUGAUUCCAAUCAGAUUGACUGUUUUCAUUUCUGGAUAUCUACAAAUAAUACCCAAUUUCAACUAUAUCAACUCACAAUAUUAAAUCUAGAGAGUAUAAUUAUCAGAAAAUUUUACAAUUUAAUUCCUUCCCAGCCAAUGGGAAAAGAAACUUCGCUUUGUAAGUGCAAUGUUUCUAUUGUGUGCCUCAAAGCAAGGUGGUGACAUUAUUUUUAAGGUUUUGUAUGUGUUUGAUUGAAACAAUUAAAGGUGAUUGUGCUAAAGUCUGUCUGUUUUGCCCUUUGAUUAAUUUCUGAUACUGAAACUGGCAGAGACACCCACUUGGAUAAAAUGGAAUUAAAAAAAAAAGUUAAGAAUAUCAAAUUAAAGUUUCCUUCUGUUCAGUAAUUUCCUUUGAUGUCGAACUAUCUAGCCGUAGCAUGGACACAGAAAAUUGGUGAUGUUACUCUAUCAGCAGGACAAAACCAAGGAAGUUGACCUCUCUGCAAAAUUGCACCAUGGUCAUCUUUCAAAUGCUGAUGGCAAUGGGGAUUGGGUGCUUACUAUUUUCAAUGCUUUAUCUCUAAUAAUUGAUGUCUUGGAGUUCAUCCCUUCUCAUGUAGCGGUGGUUUUUGACCAUGAUGGCGUCCCGUAUGGUCAUGUUUCAUCCGAACGAAGUUUUGUUGCUAAAGGCAUGAAUUUUCGGCACACACUAUAUCCUGCUUACAAAAGCAAUCGGAGUCCUACCCCUGACACUGUGGUUCAGGGGCUUCAAUACUUGAAAGCUUCCUUAAAGGCGAUGUCCAUCAAAGUAAUUGAGGUCCCAGGUGUUGAAGCUGACGAUGUUAUUGGGACCCUUGCUAUUAGAAGUGUUAAUGAUGGAUUCAAGGUACGUGUUGUGUCUCCAGAUAAAGAUUUUUUUCAGAUUUUAUCUCCUUCAUUGCGACUCCUGCGAAUUGCUCCUCGUGGCUUUGAGAUGUCUUCUUUUGGGCUCGAAGAUUUUGCUGAGAAAUAUGGAUCCUUGAAGCCAUCUCAAUUUGUUGAUGUAAUAGCACUUAUGGGUGACAGAUCUGAUAACAUACCAGGAGUUGAUGGAAUUGGAAAUGCACAUGCUGUUCAACUUAUUACAAAGUUUGGUUCACUGGAGAACUUGUUGGAUUGCGCUGACCAAGUUCAAGAGGACCGGAUAAGAAAGUCUUUGAUUGAGAGUUCCGAGCAAGCUAUUCUCAGCAAGAAUCUGGCUAUGCUACGUUCUGAUCUUCCAUUCUACAUGGUUCCAUUUGCCACUAAAGAUAUAGCUUUCAGUAAACCAGAGGAUGAUGGGGAGAAAUUCAAGAGCCUCCUGACAGCCAUUAGUGCCUACGCAGAAGGAUUUUCGGCAGACUCUAUAAUUAGGAGAACCUUAUCUUUGUGGAAGAAGAUAGAAAGCCAAUAGCAAUAGCAAUAGCAAUAGCAGCACCACACCAAUGCCUGCCUCCUCCUACAUUGGUCUUCAACAAUUUAGAAGGUGUCCGACGGACAGAAGCCGGAAACGACUAACUGAUUCUGGGGACAAAACAAACAGGUGAAAGAUAAUUUAUUUGCCUGUGGGUCGAAUCCAAAGGUGGUUUUACAAAGUGCAUAUUUGGCUGCUUUCUCUUGUAUAUUUAUUGUUAGUAUUAGUGCUACAUUACUGUGUGUGUGUUAAAUGACAAAGUGUAAGGUAAUUUAUUUUUAUCUGUUACUUGGAAUGAAUUUCAUUUAAUUGAAUUGCUUGCUUCUUGCUUA